Calidris pugnax (ruff) is the source of this 4623-nucleotide messenger RNA. RefSeq names its product gap junction protein gamma 1 (gene GJC1). The transcript is spliced from 4 exons. NCBI's taxonomy places the organism in Eukaryota, Metazoa, Chordata, Aves, Charadriiformes, Scolopacidae. Gene Ontology annotation, biological process: cell communication. Gene Ontology annotation, cellular component: connexin complex. The record is from RefSeq and is a predicted model, not a curated record. The coding region runs from base 377 to 1558 and encodes 393 amino acids.
UCCUCCUCUCUCUGGUCAGCGGCAACGGCUCCUAACGAGUAGACGGUGUUGGGGAUUGAAGCCGGGGUGUAGAGUAUUUUGACGGCAGGGAUUUCCCGUGCGACGGUGCAGGCGGGGAUCCUGGAUGGGCAGGGGCUCCUGACCAUGUCUGCGGCUGAGGAGGAGGGGAGGCAUCUUCCCCGUCCUUCAGCUGGUUUCGAGACUAAUAAAUUCCUCCUGUGAUGUUUAAGCAACUCCUGAAGGAUGCAGACACAGGCAUUGAGUGCUGUCUUGCUAACGAGGAGACUUCUCAAAAGCCUGCGGAGGAGACGUAGGAUCUUCAAGCAAUUUCUGGCAGCUGGAGUUUCCCGAUAGCAGAUAAAAUUAUUUGAGCACCAUGAGUUGGAGUUUUCUGACCCGUCUGUUAGAGGAGAUCCACAAUCACUCCACCUUUGUGGGCAAAAUCUGGCUGACGGUGUUGAUUGUGUUUCGGAUUGUUCUGACUGCGGUGGGAGGAGAGUCCAUUUAUUACGACGAACAGAGCAAGUUUGUGUGUAACACGGAGCAGCCGGGCUGCGAGAACGUGUGUUACGAUGCUUUCGCUCCUCUUUCGCACGUCAGGUUUUGGGUCUUUCAGAUCAUUCUCGUUGCCACUCCCUCUGUGAUGUACUUAGGCUACGCCAUACAUAAAAUCGCCCGGAUGGUGGAACACAGCGAAGCCGACAGAAGAAUCAGAAGCAAAGGUUUUUCCAUGCGCUGGAAACAACACCGCGGCUUAGAGGAAACUGAGGAGGACCACGAGGAAGACCCGAUGAUGUACCCAGAAAUAGAGCUGGAGAGUGAGCGGGAGAAUAAAGAGCAGCCAGCCCCUGCCAAAGCAAAGCACGAUGGCAGGCGGCGGAUCCGGGAGGAUGGACUCAUGAAAAUUUAUGUCCUGCAGCUCCUGGCGAGGACUACCUUUGAGAUCGGCUUCCUCGUGGGGCAGUAUUUUUUGUACGGCUUCGAGGUCAGCCCCAUCUUUGUGUGCAGCAGGAAGCCGUGCCCGCACAAAAUAGAUUGUUUCAUUUCCAGGCCAACCGAAAAGACCAUUUUCCUGCUAAUAAUGUACGGGGUGAGCUGCAUGUGUUUGCUUUUGAAUGUCUGGGAGAUGAUCCAUUUGGGAUUUGGCACAAUCCGGGACACGUUGAACAACAAGAGAAAGGAGCUGGAAGACUCCGGUACCUACAACUACCCUUUUACUUGGAACACACCAUCUGCUCCUCCUGGCUACAACAUCGCCGUGAAGCCAGAGCAAAUGCAAUACACCGAGCUGUCCAACGCCAAAAUGGCCUACAAACAGAACAAAGCCAACAUCGCUCAGGAACAGCAGUACGGCAGCAACGAGGAGAACAUUCCUGCCGACCUGGAAAAUCUGCAGAGGGAAAUCAAAGUGGCUCAGGAGCGCCUGGACCUCGCCAUCCAGGCUUACAACAACCAAAACAACCCCGGCAGUUCCAGAGAGAAGAAAUCCAAAGCAGGCUCCAACAAAAGCAGCGCCAGUAGCAAGUCGGGAGAUGGGAAGAACUCUGUCUGGAUUUAAUGUUGGCUGAGUUUAUAUAUUGUGAUUUUUCUCCUAGUUUAUCAUAACCAGCAACCCCUUGAAUAAUGGCUUCCAUUAAGUAAAUAUUUGACUCUGCUUAUUUUCAGGGAUACCGUUGGCUAGUGAUUCAACCUCUCAGAAAGGGUUUAUACGCAUAUUCUAGGAUAAUAGAACUUUAUUCUUCUGUCUUCCAAGUCAGGAGACAAAUAGGUAUAUUUAAAUCAUUCUCAUUGAACGGUUUAUGCUGUAUGUACAGUAUUAUAGUACAUUUAUUAUGCACAAUUUUUUGUAUUUGUACACUGGAUCUCUCUGACGUUACAGGUUUUUUUUAUAUAAACGAGCAGAAAGCGAUGGGUAGCUGUUAGCAUUUUGCUAGUUUUAUUACCGUGGUCUCUGCAGUUUCGUCGUUGUUCUUCUUUUAAACGUAAAACUUUUCUAUGCUGCGUUUCAGAAGUGCCUUGAACGUGCAGAGGGAGGAGUCUCUGGUGUUGGGGCAGCCCAGGGGUGCUGCUCCCUGAGCAGUGGAGCAGGGAACCGUCGGAAAACAUCUGUUAAUGGUGCUCUUGACUCUGUCUUUUACAAAAACGAUGUGCUGCUUAUCAAAUGGAAGUGGUGUGCUAGCGCUGUCACGUGCCACGGGGUUGGGUUUUUUCGCCCCAUGGAAAAAUUACUUCCAGGAAAAUGUAUGUGUGUGAGAGAGCACUUGUGUUCAGAGUAAGGUGCCAGCCAUAUCGCAGAGAGGGCUCCAGCCUCCCUGCCAGCUUUAUGCAACAGGAGGGAGGAGAGACUGCAAACUCUUGUAAAACAUCCCCCCCCCCUGCCAAAAAAAAGUAAAUGGAAAUUACUGGAUUCAGUAAUUCCACAUAUUUAUGUGAUAUCUAUGGAAAUGGAUGUCUUUGAGGUCUGUUGUUACAUAAAGCCCCGCUCCCCACAGGCAUGAAGUUGUUCCAGUACCUUUUGGAGAAGAUUUCUGUCUUUUCCAAAGUAAUCUGGGGAGAUGGAGGCAUGGUAAUUCUGUCUCUCUGUGCAUUACACUCGAGGAAUAACCUUCCUCUCCCCCGGCCAGGACACACGAGCUGUCUGUAAGAGUUUUUACAAAGCCCUUUCCGAAUAUCAAUGAUAUUGCCUUAUUCCAGACCCCUCUUCCUUCCAUGAUGUCGGUGGGAUUUAGUUCAGACAGAGCAAUGUGUAUAAUUUAGAUUUCUGCUUGAGAGACCAGUCAGAUUUGGCAUUCUGUGGUUUUGGCAUUAAACUUGAAUUUAUAAUUAGAAAAAGGAGAAUGCGGUUUUUACUGCCUUUGGCAGUGUCUUUUUGGCAAGGAUGAGCAUUAAUGUUUGAGAGACGCUGAUAAAUGUGUAUGCUUUUUGCUACUAUUUAUAAUGUAUUCGGGACCUUGCUCCGCUCUCUUUUUUUGUUGUUGUUGUUUUUUUAUUAGGUUUUCGUGCAUUUUAAUAUAUUUUUGGGGCCUGUUUCAAGCGGGACUGUUGUGUUUAGAGGCUACCUCAGUCCUUAGUGCCCUCGUUACAGCCUGGUCAGAGCAGGAUGGAGACGUGAGGCUCCGUGGAGGACACAGGCAAACCCUGCUCCCUUCCUGCGCCCCUGGACAUCCCAGCACAGGCUUUAUGUUUGGAUUCAAACUAAGGGGAUACGAGCACAUGUUUGCAGUUAUCCUCUACCCAAGCACUUGUUGAAAAUAGGUAUUUUGCUGAAAAUAGGUAUUUUGUUGAAUUGUUCUCAGUCUGUUUUCGCUCUGGCACACCGGGCAGCCCAGGUGUGGGUCCCAGCUCUCUCUCUGCUCUGCUUUCGAGCGGCGUAAGUGUGUCCAGAGCCACCACGAUGCCCUGUGCAGGGUCAGCCAGAGCUUCUCCAGGUCCUCUCCAGCAGAGACGUUUGGAAGCCAACUUGCUUUUUGGCUCUUGUUUAGCGGCAGCUCCUGGCUGCUGCUCCAGUGAGGGAGCAACCUCUGAAUUUGGGGCAGAAAAGUUUCAGGGUGAUGUCUUUAAGUAAGUGUAAGUGACACAGUAAGUAGACAGCAGUUUUUGAAAGCUUGAGUGGACUUGUGGAUGGGGACAGCUCUCUGGUGAGCUGGGACCCACUGCAUGGGGUGAGAGGGAGGUUAUUAGCAGUGCUCCUCUAAUUAAAGAGCAGCCUGGAGAGGAGCACGCUGCCUGGAGAUGGGCAGGGAGGCUUUGCCAGCGGAAAGCUGGGAGUGGGAUGGAAAAGCUGAGUGGAAAAUGUGUUGUCAGAAAGUACUAGGGAGAGGCAUUUGGAGCCUGGAGAUAAACUGGAUUGUGGCUACAAUCCGCUCAUUGUCCCCCGCUGCUGGGCUGGUCUUUCCAGGAUCCCAAGAGGGUGACGUUGCUCUUAACCCUUUGCGGUGGCUUCGCAGCCGCCUUUCGCCAGCCGAAUGGCGAGAAGUGAAGAUCCUUUCCCCUGGCUGCUCUCUGUGCAGACUGCAGCCAUUUCUUACUCCUGGCUUAAAACAAAACCGGUCCAUGGUCCAUGACAGAUGCUUCACCCCUUGUUUCUAUUAACCCUUUCCCAAGUAACGAUCUGAACCGUUACCUGCUUAAAGCUCCUGUCUCGGGUCCGUCCCGUGAGCUUUUGUCCACACCAGUCAGUCCUGCCCCUAGCAAGCAGAGUGUGUAGAGUAUUCCAAUCCCAGCACCGAGUUCAUUCCGAAAAUGCCAAGUAAUGGAGUUGUUUCUAUUACUAUUUGUCUGGUUUAAUUUAAAUUGUGUAUAGAGUGCACAUUUUCUUUGAAACUGAGUGUUUGUUAUUAGUAGGGGAUGUCUGUUAAAGCUCUUAAGUGUUCAUGUCUGUGACUUUAUUCAGUUUCAAAGUACGGGCUUGAUUUUGCCUUUUGAAGAAAUGAUACAUGCAUUACUUUAAAAUGCUCUCUUGCUUUGGCUUAAUGCAGGCCAUUCCGAAAUAAACGUUCAGAAGAGACUUUUGGACAAAAAAAAAAAAAAAACUGAACAUAACGUGGGUUUGUCUUGUCAUUCUCUGGUUUUGGAUGCAGUUUGGAAAAAAAAAUAAUCUAUUAAAUCCAGUGGAUUACUCCA